This is a messenger RNA of Betta splendens (Siamese fighting fish), 801 nucleotides long. RefSeq names its product MORN repeat containing 5 (gene morn5). The record is from RefSeq and is a predicted model, not a curated record. Bases 230 to 760 code for a protein of 176 amino acids. The transcript is spliced from 6 exons. Lineage: Eukaryota; Metazoa; Chordata; Actinopteri; Anabantiformes; Osphronemidae.
AGCUGCGUCUGCUGCGCCUGCUACUGGGAGGCGCGUAGUGAUGACGUAGGCAGGAGCGCGCCGCACACGAUAUGUCCCGGAGAGAUGUUAUACAUUAGCGUAAAAAAAUAAAAAACAAGUUGGAAUUUGCUUUGCAGCGAAACCGUAAACGAUGCCUGUCGAUCGACGAUGACUGACUAGAUCCUAAGGAUAGUUUGUGACUGUGAGAAGAUAAAUAAUUCACAUCAUAAUGGAGUUCAUCGGAAGUAGUUACAAAGGUGAUACAAAAUAUGGCAGGAUGGAAGGACAAGGAGAGUACACCUUUCCCACAGGGACCAGGUAUGUGGGAGAAAUGAAGGAUGGGAUGUUCCACGGUAAAGGAGUUCUGCACUUUCAAAAUGGAAGCAAAUAUGAAGCCAUCUGGGAAAAGAGCAAAGCUAAACAGGGGUCAUAUACGUUUUCUGAUGGUCUUCAGUAUAAGGAGAAGGACUGGGACUACUGUGACUGUCUUGACAGGCGCUUCUACACUGAGAGGUGCAAUGGACUCAGACCUGCAGGAGAAUCUCAGAUAACUGAUCUGCAUCCUCCACGCGUGAUCCCAGAUGGAUGUUAUGAUUGUGGAGAUGGCUUCUAUGACCCCUCCACCAGAGUCAUCACAUCCUACACAGGUGGAAUCCUGAGGAAGGCAGAUGACUCGGAACACGAGUGGAUUGUCCGGACUUGUCGAAAAGCCUGGGACGAGGUCGUUGACGCUGAUCCCGAAAAAUCAGCUGCAUCUUGAAGAUACGAUCAACAUUAAAUGGUACUUGUUUUUAAACUGCA